Molecule: messenger RNA, 1794 nt
Organism: Saccostrea echinata
Lineage: Eukaryota; Metazoa; Mollusca; Bivalvia; Ostreida; Ostreidae
Exons: 8
Coding region: 1-1182 (393 amino acids)
Source: RefSeq, a predicted model, not a curated record
AUGCCUGAUGCUAGGAUACCUCUCUAUGCUAUACCGGUUGGUUUGUUUUCCUGGAUAGUUGCCCUUUUAACACCCGGAUGGAUAAUUAACAAAAGAGAGGGAGUUUAUGGAUCAACAGAGAGUUAUUAUAGUAUCUUUUAUGCUAUAACCUGUACACCGGAAACGUCCUGCCUGUCAACUUUUUCCUUUGAUUGGGCCUUGAUUGAUAUUCAUUUGGCCAGCAUACUCUCUCUUAUUCUGUGUGGAGUCGGCUGUCGGAUUCUUUGGGUUUCUAUCAAAAUUUGGCCUUUAGAUCCCAAAAAGGCUGUUAUAGGAGGAGUUUUAGUUCUCAUUGCAGCUACAUUUGAACACGUCCUGUUGAUUCGAUUUUAUACCUGCUACUUCGAAGGUGGUGGAACAGAAUGUUCUAAUGGAGUUCCGUAUUCUGUUAUCAUUGCUGGACUGGGCUUCUUGUUGGUUCUAUUCUCCGUGGUGGUGAUUCUUAUUCGCUAUAUUGCACCACAAACACAGGUGGAGAAUGACCAGUUAAUAUCAGAGGAAACUAGGACGGUUAAAACCAGAGCACUUCCUGUUGCUUUACUGGCUGGUAUACUGUUCAAGAUCGUUGCCUUUGUAACACCGGGUUGGAUACGGUCUGUAGAGGGAACACGUCGUACAACUUGGAUUGGAAUCUUCUACUCAAGGACUUUUGAAGGAAACACUAGUUGGACAUCUUUUUUUGAUAACAACCAACAUGGUUGGAUCGAUCUUCAGAUUAAUUGUGUCCUUGAUGUUUUGUUGUCUGGAGCCGGCUGUCUGGUCUUCAUUUUGAACAGCAAAAGAGUAUCUAAACACGUAAUGGUUAAACCUCUAGCAUGUAUCUCAGGAGGGGUCUUUCUGUGUGUGGCAGUUACUAUGGACUUUGCCUUGCUCAUUCGUUUUCUUGGACUAUUUAUCAUAAGCCUUGGAAGGUCCACAUGGUUUCCAUACUCUUUUGUCAUUGCCUGCGUGUCCUUUGCUUUGAAUCUUUUCUCCGUUGUGGUAAUUCUUAUUCGCUAUAACAAAGGCAGCGAGGAAGAAAAUAAUGUCGACCAGAUGAUAGAAAAUUUGGGACUUUAUCCAGAUGUGACUACAGACAAUGUGGAUGUGAUAACAGACAACAGACUGGAAGUGACGACAGAUAAUGUUGAUAUGACGACGUGAUAACAGAUAUCUCUUUGGACUAAAAGAUCUUUAUACAGCCAAACUCUCUACUACCGCCUUUACUUUACACUCAUAUUUCACACAGUUUGCUUCAACAAUAUUGAAAAAUUGUUUAAAUGGAAAAUAAACUUUUUAAUUACUGAUAAACAAUCCUAAUACUAUUGUAAAUUCUUUGCUCUUCAUUGCAGCUCUGUUUGAUAAGAUUUUAAAAUGUUGAUGAAUAUAUGUAUAAAGAAUUAUAAUUCUCUCUGUAUAUCUGUAUCGGUAUACGGCUGUUCACCCUUUACAAGGUCAAUAUUUUGUAUUUUUGUAUUAUGGAGAUUCUGUAUCUGUUACCUUUAAAGGUUUUUGCAUGUUUUUUUCCUUCAUUAUGUUAUCAUAUAUAACAUUUUUUUUUUGUAUUAUACAUGUUUGUAUUUUAAAUGUUUUUUUUUUUUAAUUAUUAUUUUGGUGUUUUGUCUUCAUUGCUUCUUUAUAAACAGCGUAAAUUAUCAUAUACUGGGUAAAUUUCUGUCUAUAUAUCGUGAUGAAAGAGUAAGACAUGUAUAUACACAACAUAUCUAGUGUUGUUAUUAUUGAUCGAUUGAUGACAAUAAAAUUUGGUACAAGUUU